Messenger RNA from Penicillium odoratum, 1986 nucleotides. Its product is annotated as Zn(II)2Cys6 transcription factor domain-containing protein. The transcript has a single exon. Gene Ontology annotation, molecular function: zinc ion binding; DNA-binding transcription factor activity, RNA polymerase II-specific. NCBI's taxonomy places the organism in Eukaryota, Fungi, Ascomycota, Eurotiomycetes, Eurotiales, Aspergillaceae. The record is from RefSeq and is a predicted model, not a curated record. Gene Ontology annotation, biological process: regulation of DNA-templated transcription. The coding region runs from base 1 to 1986 and encodes 661 amino acids.
AUGUACAAACAACGAGAUCGAGCCAUGGCCUUCACCGGUCAAAGGCCAGCUUCUUUGGUCUCUUCGCAAUUGAAUCCUGGAAGUACUAGUGCUCCCCCGGGUGCUAUUUACUCAUCGGAAUCCAGGCAACAUGUCGAAAGCUCCCAGGAGCCGGCUCUAUAUUCGCAUUAUCCACUUCCAUCGGAGCCUUUUGAUACGUCCUAUAACCUCUAUGGGCCUAGCGGACCGUUCCAUGGUGGUCAACCUGUUGCCAAUAUCUCCAACAUAAACAUUCAUAAUGUUAACCUGGGAUUCCGACCAGACUUUUACUUAUACGAUCAGCCCUGUAUUGGGCAGCCGUCCUCUCAGAUGGACCAUGGAGACCUGUUUUCCAAUCGAUAUCCCACCACAAGAUCUCCUUACCAGGGGAGUAGUUUGACAGCAAAUUCUCAGGAGCUGAAUCUUCCAUCAAACGCAGUCACGGAGUUCAUAGGAUCUAAGAUCUCUUUGCCCGUCCCGUCUAGUCAAUACAAAUAUGUGCCGAGUCGUUACAGCGAGGCUGCUGCAAAGAAACUCAUGAUCCCAUCCAUGGCAGCGCCAUUUAAUACCUCUCUUCAAUGGAUAGCCGAGGACCCCAGAAGCAAACAACGUCAUCGUGAAAAGAGAGUCAGGACGCAGUUGGAGAUUGAGAACCGAAAGGAGGACAUUCAGAAGCUCAAACAAUUUGGCGGAGCGUGUCUUUGGUGCCACCGAAGCAAGAAGAAAUGCGACCCUGCUCAAAAUUGCGAGCUUUGUCGAGCUAAUAAGCGUAGAUGCAUUCGGAGCCAUUCCCAAUUAUGCUUGAUUGGGCAAGUUGAGCCCAGCACCAAACAGAACUCGAUUCCAUAUUUUGGACCUCCCUCUCAAGAGGCGCUGAGUGCUAUGCGCCUCAUGGCUGAUAAUGCCUUUUCAGAUAGGCCGACUGUGAAAGUCUGUCUGUAUAUUCAGCAUGCAAAUGGCUUAAAAGGUCUAGAAAUGACUAAGGAUGACAUGGACCCACGCAGGACUGAAACACAGCGCCUAAUCAACGACUUCAAUUACCUAAUGAGCACUUGUAUGCAAUCCCUCGACUUAGAAACGCUCAGCGAGACCUAUCCAGGUCACCUGCUAGUUUCUCCAGUUAUCAGGAUGACCAGAUUGUACAUGAUAAUUCGAAGCCUUGCGACAACUAGAAUCCACCUUUGUUCAUCCGAUACUAACCUCGCUCAGUUGAUUCUACUUCUGGUAUUGAUUGUCAGUAUACAGAGCUUGGUAAGGAUGUCUGAGAGCUUUUCGAUUGACCUGUGUGAGGCCCUCCGGCGACGAAACACAGAGACUACUAGACCGAAUCAGAAACGUCGUCAGCAUAAAGGCACCUCAAAUAAAAGCUCAUUGUCUGUCACAAUGGAGCUUUAUUGUAAAUUGGUUGUUGGCUUACUGAACCUGAUUGAGAGUCCUGUCAUUGCACUAAUCUUUAAGCAUUUCGACACACAACUGCUGGAAGUCCGCGAUAACUUGAAGGGCAUCCUUGCAUCAAUGAACUCCAUUCAUUCAAAGCGUGCCAAGGGUGCAAUCAAACGAGGUCCAGAUGAAGAGGUUCCUCCUUUUCCGCCCGCUCAACACUUCGAACUAGCUUUCCGAGUGGAAUCCCUAGACACUAACGGCUACUCCGAAUCAACAAGAGCUAAUGAUCAAUGUUACAUCGAGGUCCCAGAGCAAGCCAUUCACGAUGUUGAGACCUUUCUUCAAAGUGGAAUUGACAAUUUAGAAACCUUCCAGAAUCCACUGACCAAAGAUCCGAAAAGCCUCGUGUUGGAUGAGGCGCCCACUCAAUCGGUGUCUACUGAGACUGCGACGGAUAUUACUUCGCAUACAGAGUUUCUUGAUACCCCGUCUAUUGAGUCUGACACAUUCGAUGAGAUUCUAGGUUCCGCUCCUUGGGAUUGGGCUGAUGACGACUUAUAUUCAAGUAUGAUGUACUAUCCGUGA